ACAACAACCAAUCAAAACUGCUGCUAUACCGCCGAUACAGAAACAACAGAAACAUAUAGUAUACUCACAACAACUACAACAACAACAACAACUAACACAACAAGUACCCAAAACGAAUCUUUUCCUAACAAUCAUGUUUUAAACGUAGAAUUCAACUCAGGUGGUACAGCUACAACAAAUACGCCAGAGAUAAAAGCAACGACAAUGAGCCAUAAAGCAUCUUCUGCACCGAUGAACCAGCUACCGCAAUUGGAUGAGAACAAUGAGAACUGUGUGAUUGACAUAGCCACAAUGCAAAUUGCUGAUGAUAGCAACUGUACUCGUAUAGCCAUGUCAACAGUGACGAAUCACGACAGCAGCAACAAUAGCAACAAUGAGUUCACAUAUGCAGAUGAGGAUAGCAAUAGGGAGAGAAGUCCCACCACCAACGUGGAGCGAGUGGAGUGUGCAGUGGGUGAUAGUGAAAGUGACAAUGAAGUGGAAAUGAAAACGGAAAUCGAAAGUGAAUGUGAAUCGAAUGUACAAAUUGAGGAUGAGCAUGAGGGCGGUAGCAAGGAGCAGCUUCACCAUCAUUGCCUGAAUGAGUUGGAAAUCAACCAAGUUGAGGAAGAGCAAAUUAUUGCGGAGUUAGUGGAUGCAAGUACACAAGGACGAUGUACAGAAGCCAAGCAAAGCAAUCGUAUGCGCGUCGCCUUUGGCAUAAUUUUGCGAUUAAUGCUGCCACUCGCUAAUGGCGUAAUGCUUAGCUUCAAAGGUAUACGCGAUGCGCGAUUUCUGCGCGUAUUGAAAACCAUCACUUCCAGCCGACAGGCGCUAACCAAUCUGAUGGCGUUUGCGGCGAAUACUAUAUCGUUGAAUUUGUCGUCGGUGCAAGUUUCCCAACGCAUCGAUCCAAUUUUGAAACUUCUGAAAAUACGUAAGACUUGUGAUGGAGUUGAAAGUCUUCCAGAUACGCCUUCCAUAGACAGUGCUCCCUACUUUCCAAUCUCUGCACUACCUAGCCCUCCACUGACACCAACAACACCCGGCAAAUCUGCUUCACCUUCUGAGCAGCUGGGAUUUUCGCCUUUCUUUCGAGAAUCUUCUGGAGCAAUGCCAGCCUUUUCCAACGAUAAGCAAAAAAUCACAGCACCAGAACAACCCGCGCCGAAAUGCUGUACAUUAGAUGUGCUGGCAGAACCGCCAGCAGGACAGCCUAUACGCGCCGAUAUUGUCUUCAUACAUGGAUUGCAUGGUUCAGUGGUGAAUACAUGGAAGCAGGGUCUCUGGGAAAACGACCGUCAACCUGAAGGUUUCGAGCGGCCCCCAAAACCACCAGUACGGCCACCUAAGCGGCCAAAGCACUCACGCACCGUCUUGUUACAUCCACCACACAAGCAUAAGCGUGCGCGAUUCACGCGCAGUGACACGAAUCAGCUGCUAACACAGGAGGAAAUGGAGUAUGAAGGAGUUAAAGACUUGGAUGAUGGGUUCUUCGAUGCGACAGAACAGGAAUUGGGAAAUGGUAUCUCCUAUGUUUGUGGCGUGCCGCAAGAUAUACAAAACUGUGAUGGAAUUGAAUACAGCUUUCCCACGUUCCGCUUGCGCUUGAACGACAACGGUCGGCAAUUGCAAAGUGAAUUCGAACCGAUGCACGAUAGCGAUGGCGCAGACGGCGAACCUCACAUCAACCCGCCUAAGCUGGCGAAUAAUAGCAGUAAGAGAAAAAACCCAACAAAACUUUCAGCCGACGAUCCGAAUUAUUCCAAAUGUUGGCCGGCUGAUUGGCUGCCACUAGACUGCCCUGGCGUUCGCGUCAUAGCCCUUAACUACACCACCGAUCCAUAUCUUUGGCGACCAUUGUGGAAAAAGAAAGAGCCGCGUUCUAACCUCAUCGAACGUGCUCGUGAAAUGGCCGAGUUGCUGAUCAAGCAUCGUGUCGGCUAUGGUCAACCUAUUGUGUGGGUUGGCCAUUCUAAAGGUGGUCUCUUCAUCAAGCAAAUUAUCGUCGAUGCCUGGGAAAGUGGACGCACGGCUACAGCACCGCUGUGGCGUUCUUCACGUGGCGUAUUCUUCUAUUCGGUGCCCCAUCGUGGCUCGCACUUGGCCUGCAUUAAAGCGCCGUUCUUAACACGUUCCGUUGAGAUGCUGGAUAUUGAGAAGAAUAAUAAAUAUUUAUUGGAUUUGCAUCGUCGCUUCGCAGGCCUCUAUCACUUGGGUCACAUCAAAAUUGAAGUGUUCAGUUUUAUAGAGACUGCAUUGACGCUAAUGUCCGUGCUGUAUCUGCGCAUUGUGGGAGUGGAUUCGGCAGAUCCUGGUUUUGGUGAUGUGUGCGGCAUACGCUUGGAUCAUCGCGAGAUUUGCAAGCCACGUGGCAGAGACUGCAUUCUAUACAAAGAAUUAGUCAAAAUGAUUAAGAAAGUGUGUUGAAAUCGAUGAACGGUGCGUCGUUCAGCAACUAUUAAGAAACUAUUAGUACCUUUUUGAAUUAAGGUAAAUAAGUAAUGUUACCAAAGCGAAAAUAUUCAUAUGUAAAUUAUUAUAAAUAAUGUUCUAUUACUAUAAAUAUGUAUUUACAAAUACAUAUGCGUUCUUGUAUGUAUGUGUGUACAUAUAUAGAAAUAAGCAGUUAAAUUUAAGCUGCUUGCAUACCUACACUGCGGUAAAUUACUACGGCACAGAGACUUAUUGACAAGUUUUGACCGUUUAUUUGUCUCUUAUUUAAGUAGUUAGGUGAAAUGGUUGAAGGACCAGUUUGGCACUCGCCAAGUAGCAAUAGAGCGCCGUUUUGAUACCAUAAUGAGACCGCCCAUGAGCAGAUAUCCAGCCAGCACCAGUGACCUUAGUCGUCUAGCUGCUAACCCCGGCCAUUUACAGAGAAAGUGCUCAACAGUCAGGGUUGGGCACUACCACUAAUGUUUUUGUGGUAGUUAAAAUAGGGGUUUCAUUAUCACUAAUUCUUCAGUGUUUUGACUAUUCGCUUAUUGCAUUAAUUAUUUAGUGCACUAUGCUCAAACCUGUCAACAGUCUCCUGCGCUGAAAGGUCCCCACAGUCUUUGCAAUGAUAAAUGAAUGGUAAACCCAGCUUUCCUGGAAAUUGAAUGGCGUGGAUUUCCUAAAUUUUAAUAAUUUUUUAUUACAAUUUUUAAUAAUUCUUUUAUUAAAAUGUGGCUCAUUCUCGUACAAAAAUCAUAAGCACGCAAUUCAAACUUUGUAUAAAUUGAAACAAAAAAUUGAAAAAAAUUCUUCUAAAUUUUUUUAACUCUACGUUGGAAACCUUUUCGAAAA
This is a messenger RNA of Anastrepha obliqua, 3267 nucleotides long. RefSeq lists its product as uncharacterized. NCBI's taxonomy places the organism in Eukaryota, Metazoa, Arthropoda, Insecta, Diptera, Tephritidae. The record is from RefSeq and is a predicted model, not a curated record.